CCAUCCCUGGCAGCGUUCAGGAGGCGCCCGAAUGCAGCGCCGGGUGAUGCGGCUUGGGGACUCCACGGUUCCACGCAGGCGGCGCUGUGACGGGCGGGCGGCGGCGCCGCGCCUGCGCCGGCGGGACAGCGGCCGCUUCCUGCGCGGUGCCGGCAUGGCGGGAGCGUUCCUGAUGGAGAUCAGGCGGGCCACGCAGAGCGCGCUGCUGGUUAUCCGCGCGGCGGCGGAGCUCCCCAGCGCGCCGGUGGAGGUGUCGGUGUGUGCGGAUUCCCUGGAAGUGAGGAGCGGCGGGAGCUGCGAUGCGGCGGCGCUGCCGGCAGGGGUCAGCCUGGCGCCGUCCUCGUGCCGCGGGCUCCGGCGCCUGCGCGGGGACGGGCUGCACCUGCGCGUGCGCCUGCGCCGCCCGCCGCCCGCCGCCGAUGUGGUUUUUGCUUUGAGAGAAAGCCUGAAACCCAACAAUAACUACAUCUUUCACUGUCAGUCCUGUGGUGACAUCGUAGUGAACGACCGGAAAUUUCUCAGAGUUCUUCCUCUACCGAGUGAAAACUGGAGUGAUUUAGUUGAAGAGUGGUGUUGUCACCCCGACCCCUUUGCCAGAAGCACUUUGCACCCUCAGCAUGGUGACUGUUUUGUUGGAGACACUUUUUUUCUGUUGAAUUUAAGAAGUGAAUCACAUGUGCCUGAAUCUCCUGUGUGCUGCUCAGAGGCUGGACACCAUGUUUUGCAGAGUGGCUCCAACUUGAAGUCAAAAGAAAAUACCAGAGUAAUUUGUAAGCGCUGCAAGACAACACUGGGAGAAACAGUUUCAUCAGGUACCAUUAAAUAUUAUGUCACUGAGGUGGUUAUUCAAUCAGCUGAAAGAAGUUUCAGUCCAACACCAAGGUCUCAAUUUGUACAAAGCAUUGUUGCUCAGUGUCUUUUGGAAUUAUCCUCUGCUAAAAGCACAUUUAGAUUCACCAUAAAAGGAGAUAAUGGAAAAACCUAUAUUCUGAUCUGGCUUUUAAAUUCUGACACCUUGCUGGUAGAGUCUUUAGGAAGUUCCUCCUCCCACAUUGAUUUUACACUGUUUGGAGAUAUCCUUACACCUAGCUCUGGACCAGUGGGAACCUGGAAUGCUCUCAAAGUCCUUUAUCAGCCAUGCAUUCAAGGCAGAAAUAAGGAGCUUGCUGAUGCAUGGGAAGAUGAUAUGGGAGUUCAUCCUUUAAAGUUUCCAUCAGAAACAUGUUUGGAACUGUUGUUGAUUCUGGGUUUGAGUACCACAUCUCUGCCACCUUCACUUCGAUGCAUGAACUCUUUUCAGGUUGCCUUUUUGAAGAUUUGAAGAACGAAGAUACCUGUGCUGAAAACUGUUGUUAGAUUUAUUUUCAGAAGAAAUCUGUACAGAUAAUUUCCAGUGGUGGGACUUCUAGAAAAAAAUCCCCUGACAAUACAAAAGAAAGUGGGGUGGGGUGGGUGUGUGUAUUCUUCAUAUCUGAAUGUGUUUCAAAACCAAAGAAAGAGUUGACUUUUGUAUCCAGUGCAUUCUUAGAUGUCAUUCUAAGAGUGACUUACCUGUCACUCCUAUGACAUCCAGCUGGGAUGACUAUUAUGAUGUCUUCACUGCUAAAAGGAAAUUCCCUGUGUAUCUUGUACUGCCUUUACCAGUGUUUGAUAGCAAUGUAUAUAUCCUUAGGAAUGUUUACAACUGGUAGCAAAUAUUUUAAAAUGCCAUGGAUACUAAUGUGAGUUCUUUACUUUCUUUGUUCUUGUGAAGUUAGAGGUCCGACUUUAAAACAUAAAAUCUGUUUUUUGUAAAACUUAUGUGUUUAUCAUGUAUAUUGUUUCUGCAUUAAGGUUUGCCUCUCUGCUUGAGAGUAAAGGAAGACAGCAUCUGCAUUCCUACAUCAUAUGUUUUGGAGAAUCAAGGUUUUAUGGUUAUUUGGAACAAUUAUUAUUAUUUCAAGGAAAGUUAACAUGCCCAUUACUCAUUCAAUGAUCUCACCAUAGGAAGUGAUCCUACAAAGUGUUGGACACCUCAGUUUUACACAUCCGAAGACAAGAAGCUGAGGUCUCACAGCACCUCCUCUGGAUAUAACUUUUCUGUUACUAUUUUAGUUUUCAGUAUUGAAGGAAGAAAAAAAUUAUUCUGACUUUUGUAUUCAGGGACUAAAUAAUCUAGCUCCAAGAUACUUUGUCUGUGCACCAAUGCUGAGUCAUUUUAUGAAUAAAAUAUUUUUUCUAAAUUAGUUUAA
Onychostruthus taczanowskii (white-rumped snowfinch) is the source of this 2231-nucleotide messenger RNA. RefSeq names its product ubiquitin protein ligase E3D (gene UBE3D). The coding region runs from base 32 to 1321 and encodes 429 amino acids. The record is from RefSeq and is a predicted model, not a curated record. Gene Ontology annotation, biological process: protein monoubiquitination; protein polyubiquitination; proteasome-mediated ubiquitin-dependent protein catabolic process. Gene Ontology annotation, molecular function: ubiquitin conjugating enzyme binding; ubiquitin protein ligase activity; cyclin binding. The transcript has 10 exons. Gene Ontology annotation, cellular component: nucleus; ubiquitin ligase complex; cytosol. NCBI's taxonomy places the organism in Eukaryota, Metazoa, Chordata, Aves, Passeriformes, Passeridae.